This is a messenger RNA of Rotaria sp. Silwood1, 1194 nucleotides long. Lineage: Eukaryota; Metazoa; Rotifera; Eurotatoria; Philodinida; Philodinidae. The record is from the annotation of a GenBank genome assembly.
AUGCCAAUCGAACCUUGUUUUAUCAAUAGCACGAACAAUAAAAAAUUUCGACUUAAUGGUAUUUUACGAUCGACACGUUUGCCAGAUAAACAUAAAUUAUGUCAAAAAUUUCGUCAAGAUAUGGUUUUAAGAACUGAUCAACUUCCACCGAACGUUGAUCUUCGAUCAGAUAUGACACCUGUUGAAGAUCAAUCACAACUUGGAAGCUGUGUGGCUAACUGUCUUGCUGGAGCUUAUGAAUAUUUAGCAAAGAAAUCAAAUGGUAUCAAUAUAGAUGUCAGUCGUUUAUUUAUUUAUUAUAAUGCACGAGUUAAAGGAAAUUAUUCAGAAUCAAUAGAAGAUACUGGUUGUUCAAUGACAGAUGCUAUUGAAGCAUUAGAAGAAUUGGGUACAUGUCUUGAAUCAAUAUGGCCAUAUGAUAUAUCAAAUGUUAAUACACGUCCUAGUGAUCAAGCAUUUCAACAAGCAAAAAAGUAUACAAUAAAUGAAGCAUUUCGAGUUGAUCUUGUUUUAAAUGAAAUGAAAUCAUGUCUUGCACAAGGUUUUCCAUUUGGAUUUGGCAUUCAACUGUUUAAUUCAUUUGAUAAUGCAAGAAAAACAGGGGUAGUACCAAUGCCAGAUCCUUCAGAGAGUAGCAGAGAAUCACAUGGAAGUCACGCAAUGUUAGCUGUUGGUUAUAAUGAUCAAUCAAGAGCAUUUAUUGUUCGUAAUUCAUGGGGAGAAGAAUGGGGUGACAGAGGAUAUUGUUAUGUUCCAUAUGAUUAUAUGACUAAUUCAGAUUUUUGUUUCGAUGCAUGGACGAUUCGAAAAUUGAUGAAUAAUGAUUUUAGUCAAGAAAAUUGGCAUUUUGAUGAUAAUAAGAAUAAUUAUUCUGAUGAUAUUCAUGAUAAUAAUCAUUUUAUUGAAAAAUUAGACGGACAUGAUGAUACUGAAGGUUAUAACGGUAAUCAAGAUCUUUGGUGGAAUGAUAAGAAUCGUGAAGGUGACAAUUAUGAUUUUUCGUAUCAAUAUCAAACUGAUGAAACGAAUAAUUAUUCAACAAAUGAUGCUAAUUAUUAUGAUAAUGCUAGUCAAAAUAAUCAGGAUAUUUAUUUAAAACAAGAUUGGAAUUCAGACACAAACUAUUCAUAUCCACAAAACGCUCAGUAUGACAAUCAAACAAAUUAUUGUGAUGAUGUUUCAAAUUUCAAUUGA